UAUUAUCGGGACUGACUGUACGACAGACACUGUUAUACGCGUCGAGACUCAAGAACUCGCGGAUAACGAGUCAAUUAAAUCACAUGAAAAUUGUUUGUGAUUUGAUGUCAGAACUGGUGAUCAGCGAUACGGCAGACAAUAGGGUCGAGACGUGUAGUGGAGGCGAACAAAAACGUAUAGUAAUUGCCUGUGAAUUGACGUCUCAUAUAAAGCCUAAUAUGUUAUGUAUUGACGAACCGACGAGUGGUUUGGAUAGCAAUGCCGCCGAAGUGCCAAACAAUGAUUUGUUGCAUAUGUUUGACAACAUCUAUGUGUUGGCCAAAGGAGGGGUUUGUCUGUAUUCAGGAGUCGCUCACCAUUUGCGACAACAUCUCAAAGACAACGGCAUUGAAUGCAAUGAAAAACAAGUGCCGAUUGAAGUGCUAUUAAAACUCUCCUCAAAAGAGAUAUCAAAUAAAAACGAUAACAAUAUUGAAGAGAAAUCUGGUAUUUAUAACAAUGGCGUAAAUUGCGAUCAAAUACUAGUGUCAAACAUGCGGCCAGUAUUUGGUUCGUUGAGUAUAUCAAAGAGAUUUAGUUUUGUGGACUUGUAUUACCUGUUGUCCCGUUCCCUAACCCAUACAUUCCGGUGCCAAUGGGUGUCACUAUUACUGCAAUUUAUAUGCUUUCAAAUGUUGGGUAUUGUAAUGCUAUACGGUUUCAGUGCCGAUAUAAUACUGCCCGACGGGUGCGUUGAGCUCGAGUUCGGGGCCGAGUGUUACCAAACGGAGGCCGAGAUUAGGGACGAGAUAUUAAUCAAACAAAACAUCAAAUAUAACUGUUGUUUACUCCUUGCGGUGCCGUUUGUGGUGUUGAUCGUAAUGUCGGUCACUUUUGGUAGCAAUUUUCGUGUAUUCCGGAGUCAACAGCAAAAUGGUUGGUACAGCACAGGCACAUACCUUUGGUGCCGUACGAUCGUAGACCUGAUCCCAAUCUUUAUAGCUUUACCCGUGUUUUUGUGGAUUACCAACCGAUACAAUACAAUCACUUUCUAUGUGUUUACGUUUGCCGUUAUUUUACUGGUCAUUAUAUGUACGCAAAGUGCGGCUCAAUUGGCGUCCCUGUUGUUUAUGAAUGACACUAAAGUAGCACUAAUUGUCGCUAUACUGAUACAUGCUACAAUAUUUUUUAUGAGCAAUAGUCUGAUCCCGGUGAAAGAGCUACAUUAUAUUAUGCAAGAAUUAAGUCACCUGUCCUACAUUCGCCACGCGUACGAAUGCAUAAUUAUCAUGUUGUAUGGCUUUGACAGGUGUCAGGGUAAAGUCAGCUUGAUAUAUACAACUACAGUAAUGGCGUCAGAAAUGGCAAUCGCGUGGACAGACCUGAGGGUUAGUGUCGGGUCGGGAGUGUUGGGCGGGAAAGAGAAACGAAUAUUGUGUGGCAUUUGCGGUGCGUUUACGUCGGGAUCGUUGAACGCAUUGAUGGGUUCUUCGGGUUCCGGGAAAUCAACGCUUUUAAAGUGUUUGAAUGCAAACAAUGAAUACGUAUUGAGUGACGGGUCGGCAGUAUAUGUGAAAAGUGGUCAACAAAUGAGUAAAUGUUUUAUAUAUCAGGACCAAAACGAGCGCAUAAUGACGGGUCUGACUGUAGUCCAGGCGCUCACAUAUUCAUCAAAAUUAAAAAAUAGUAACAAUUGCAGUGUUGAAAUGAUUGACCACAAGAAUAAUGUGUCGGUUCUGAUGGAGGAGUUGCUAAUCAGUGAUAUCGCAGAUAAUGUGAUAGAGAAGUGCAGUUCCGGACAAAUCAAACGCAUUUGCAUUGCAUUGGAGUUGACAUCAGUUGUUAAGCCAUAA
Messenger RNA from Medioppia subpectinata, 1832 nucleotides. Lineage: Eukaryota; Metazoa; Arthropoda; Arachnida; Sarcoptiformes; Oppiidae. The record is from the annotation of a GenBank genome assembly.